AUGUCGACCGCUUCUAUACAGUUAUUGGUGGAUCAAAUCAAGACAGAAGCCACUCAAGACUCAUCCACCGCCGGCCAUAAUCAUGCCCGUCUUCUCCAACUUAUUGAUGAACUCAAGCUAGUGAUUGAAACACCAACUGAAACAAUCCUGCGUCUCAUUUAUCAACCUCCGGAAAAUGCCGCGUUGAGAACGGUGGUCGAUCUCGGGGUAUUCCCCCUUCUUGUCGGUAGUCCCAAGAACGAAGGUCUCUCGGCAUCAGAUAUAGCCCUGCACACAGGGGCAGAUAAGGGGUUGAUUGUCCGCCUCAUGCGAGUGAUGACCUCCUUAGGCCUUUGCUCCAGCGUAGAAGCAGAGGUAUACUGUCCAAAUGAUAAGUCUCUCGCCAUGACCAAGCCGAUCGGUCGUGAUGGGGUCCCCUGCAUAUACGAUCUUACACUUCCUGCCCUCUCCAAACUUCCUGAGUACCUCCGCCUCAACAACUACGUCAAUCCAGAGGAAUACUCAAAGUCCCCCAUGCAGUGGGCUGUAGGCAAAAGCCAAUUCGAAUGGCUUGCAGAGAACAAGCAGCAUCAGUUUCUUUUCAACUCAUACAUGUCAAGCCGACGGGAAGGAAAGCCAAAUUGGUUCGACGUAUACCCCUUGAAAAGGCUGAUUGACGGUGCCAUACCUUUACAGGAUGCUGCCUUCCUUGUUGAUGUCGGUGGAAAUGAAGGGCAUGAUUUGGGAAAUCUCUAUGCCCGAUAUUCCAGGCCCCCUGGGCGACUCAUUCUUCAGGAUCUACCAAAAAUGGUGAAGAAUGUUGACAGACAGGGAAUAGAUACCAUGGCAUAUAGCUUUUUGGACCCGCAGCCAGUCAAGGGUGCCCGAGCAUAUUACUUUAGAGCAAUUUUCCAUGACUGGCCCGACAGAAUUUGCCAGCGAAUUUUGCUGAAUACUAUCUCUGCCAUGAAUGCCCAAUACUCGCGCAUCAUCAUCGUCGACUUUGUUCUCCCCGAUACAAAUGUUCCACGAAUGCAAUCCGCUAUGGACAUUCAGAUGAUGAGCAUCGGAGCGGGUGUUGAGCGAUCGAAAAAGCAGUGGGUUGAUCUUCUUGCCAGUGUUGGUUUGAAAAUCAAUGGAAUCUGGAAUUCAAAUCCGGCCCUGGAGUCGAUUAUUGAGGCAGUCUUGAUGGAAGAUGCCGAAAGGCUUUGA
Messenger RNA from Penicillium pulvis, 1191 nucleotides. RefSeq lists its product as uncharacterized. NCBI's taxonomy places the organism in Eukaryota, Fungi, Ascomycota, Eurotiomycetes, Eurotiales, Aspergillaceae. Gene Ontology annotation, molecular function: O-methyltransferase activity. The record is from RefSeq and is a predicted model, not a curated record. The transcript has 5 exons. The coding region runs from base 1 to 1191 and encodes 396 amino acids.